AUGGGCACGUUCAACGACUCGCUCAAUAAGGAUGUGAAGGGGCUUCUUGGUCUUUAUGAAGCUUCUUUUCAUGGAUUGGAAGGUGAAACCAUACUUGAUGAAGCUAGGAACUUUGCUUCCAAGCAUCUGAAGGAUCUAAACCUCGACGAAGUUCCCGCUAUAUUAGCGAGCCACAUGAGUCAUGCAUUAGAUAUGCCGAUCCACUGGAGGCCAAACAGGUUGGAGGCUCGGUGGUUCAUGGACAUGUACGAGAAACAGGGUGAUAUGAUCCCCUCUUUACUACGAUUGGCUAAAAUAGACUUCAAUUUAGUGCAAUCAGUCCACAAGAAGGAAGUUAGCAAUAUGGCAAGGUGGUGGGUUGAACUUGGCGCGAACAAGAUGACCUUCUUUAGAGACAAAGCUAGUGGAACACUAUUUUUGGUGCUGCUGACCGGUUUUCGAACCUCAAUAUUCAGCUUACAGGAAAUGACGACGAAGCUCCUUUGUAUGGUGACACUUAUUGAUGACGUUUAUGAUGUAUAUGGGACGCUGGAAGAACUUGAACUCUUAACAGAUUUCAUUGUCAGGUGGGACAUCACAGACAUCGAUAAGCUUCCUCCAACAAUAAGGGAUAGUUUCAUGGCCUUGUACAAUACAACCAACGAAAUUGGGUAUUGGAUGAUGAGAGAGCUAGGGAUCAACACCAUUCCUUACAUGCGAAAAGUGUGGGCGGAUGAAUGCAAGGCCUACAUAAAGGAGGUCAAUUGGUACAACAAGGGGAUUAAACCGACACUGAAGGAGUACAUGGACAAUGCGGUGGAUUCAAUCGGAGGGCUCAUUAUGCUGUUGGGCAGCUAUUUCCUAACCACGGAAAAAUUGACCGAAGAGGGACUUGAUUACGUGUCGAAAAUCCCGAGUGUCAUGCAUUGUUCUGCCAAGAUCCUUCGACUCAACAAUGAUCUCAGUACCUCAUCGUAUGAAUUGGCACGAGGAGACAACUUCAAGGUGCUCGAAUGCUACAUAAAUGAAACCGGCGCUUCGGAAGAGGCCACGCGGGAACACGUGUGGCAUUUGGUGCACGAGACCUGGAGUACCCAUUUUCUGGGUUCGCGCCUUUUCUCGGCGCUUGUUUGA
Syzygium oleosum is the source of this 1113-nucleotide messenger RNA. RefSeq names its product alpha-bisabolol synthase-like. The transcript is spliced from 5 exons. Bases 1 to 1113 code for a protein of 370 amino acids. The record is from RefSeq and is a predicted model, not a curated record. Lineage: Eukaryota; Viridiplantae; Streptophyta; Magnoliopsida; Myrtales; Myrtaceae. Gene Ontology annotation, molecular function: terpene synthase activity; magnesium ion binding.